AUGAAAAAAAAUAAUAUAAAAAAAAAUAAACUCAAGACAUUAUGUGAGACUCGUUGGGUUGAGAGGCAUGAUGCAUUAAUUACAUUCAAAGAAUUGUUUUUGUACAUCAUAGAAGCUUUAGACGACUAUGAAAAUAAUGGUAGUAAAUCAGAUUCAUCAAGUAAAGCAGCGAUGUAUGGUAGUGCUAUCAGAAAAAGCGAUUUUCUUGUUUCAUUAGAAGUAGCAGUUUUUAUUUUUUCUUAUACAUUAAAUUUAAGUCAAAUUCUUCAAAGUAAACAACAAGACUUAUCAAAAGCACUAAAUGAUGUUAUAACUGUACGAGAAUCUUUAGAAUCUAUCCGUAAAGAUGUUGAUAGUCAUUUCAAAAAUAUAUUUAGUGAAGUACUUAAAAUUGCUUCUAAAAUAGACGUCGAUAUUAAAAUACCUCGAGUUUGUGGCAAACAAAAUCAAAGAGCUAAUGUGAAUGUUACAAAUCCGGAAGAUUAUUACAAAAUAACUAUAUUCAUUCCAUUUAUUGACCAAAUUAUAUGUGAAUUAAGGACUCGAUUUGAUCAAAGGUUAAGAGAAAUUAUUCCACUUGAAGGGUUAAUCCCAUCACAUUUCAAUAAAUAUGAUACUAAAACUAUUUUGGAGGCUGCAAAAAUAUACGAAAAUGAUCUUCCCUUAAAUGCGAUUGUUACAUUAAAGGCUGAAUUAAGUAUAUGGCAAAAUCAAUGGAAAGACGAUGGACAAAAUAGCACAGUGAAUAAACCUCAAACCGCUAUUGAGACUUUACCUUAUUGUACAAAUAUUGUGCCUAAUAUUAAAUUGCUUUUACAAAUAUUCACAACUCUUCCUGUUACAACAGCUACGCCAGAACGUACUUUUUCUACCUUAAAACGACUAAAAACCUACUUAAGAUCAACAAUGACUGAAAAUAGACUAAAUGGAUUAGCUUUAGUGAAUAUAAAUAAAAAAGAGGUCAUUUCAGAAACUGAAAUUAUUGAGGAUUUUGCAGAAAAAGCACCAAGAAAAUUGCAACUCAUAGAUUGGUCAAAAUAA
This is a messenger RNA of Acyrthosiphon pisum (pea aphid), 1041 nucleotides long. RefSeq names its product 52 kDa repressor of the inhibitor of the protein kinase-like. Lineage: Eukaryota; Metazoa; Arthropoda; Insecta; Hemiptera; Aphididae. The transcript has a single exon. Gene Ontology annotation, molecular function: protein dimerization activity. The record is from RefSeq and is a predicted model, not a curated record. The coding region runs from base 1 to 1041 and encodes 346 amino acids.